GCUACGCAGACAUCGGUAGUGUUACUUUCAGUUUAACCGGGUUUUUCUUGCGUUCUUAUAAAGUAACAAACCUUUUGGUUUGGGUUUUUUUUUCUUGUUUUACUGUGUAUGUACUUCUAGUUGCAUCAAAGGAUUUGAACUUUGUGUUAAUAUGCACAGGCAGUAUUUUAGUGCAAGAUUAAGAAGCUCCAUUAGCUUCAGUGAACUAUUUAAUUAAUUUCUGACAUAAUUCAGCAACUCAUUUAAUGUAUUUAUAAAAUCACUCUUUUACAGUCAGUGUUCAUAACUGUAAAUCUUUGUCAAACCACUCCAUAUUUGCAUGCUUUGUUUUUUCAGCCUGUAGUGGAACCUGUGAUUUUGGCUUGGUCUUUCCAGAUGAUAUUUAUAUACUGAAUUCUCUAACAGUACGUAUGUUUGGGAUGGUAAUGAAUGACAAGGCAGGGUAGCCAGAACAGAUGAGAUUGCAAAAUCAGAUACAGGAAGAGACAGAAAUGUGGAAAAUAAGGGAGUGGGAGAAGCAGACACAAGAGACUUACUGGAAAAGGCAAAGCAGAAUGCUGUCAAACAGCUCCAGCAGUCGGAUGCGCAGUGAUGGCUUUGAUGACGAGGGCCACAGGGCUGACUGGAAAACAAAGAACUCACAAUUCCUUGACCUAGUCGAAGAUGAUCUCCUUAGGGCCCGAUCCUGGAAUAAAAAGAUAUAUGACUGUGAAGCCAACAUGCCAGACAGGUGGGGUCACAGUGGCUAUAAAGAGUUGUACCCUGAAGAAUUUGAUACAGAUAGUGACCAGCAAGAAGGAGGUGAACAAAACGCUAUCAACGGGAAGAAGAAAUCUCAUCUGGGAAAGCAAACUGCCCAUGAGUCGCACAAACGGAAAAAAACAAAGAAAUCGCACAAGAAGAAGCAAAAAAAGCGGUCACACAAAAAGCGAAAGAAAAAGAAAAAGGAGCAAGGGCGAACAUCAUCAGAUUCUUCCCAGGAGAGUGAAUGCUCAGAAGAGGAGGCUUCAAGCACCCGGAAAGGGAAACACAAGCGCAAGAAAAAGACCAGGAAAGUGCCUGCCAGAGAACCUACCUCUUCUGGGCAGGAAAGUGACUUUUCUCAUGCAAGCAGCUCAACCACCAGCAGCUCUGAGGACAGUGAAUCUGAGGAGAAAAAAGAGAAACGGCCACCCAAAAAGAGAAAGAAACGUCACAAUUCUGUGUCAGAGAGGCACAGUGAAGUACCAGAGAAGAAGAGCAAAAGGAAGAACUGGAAAGUGGCCGCUGAUGAAAAAUCGGAGGAUAGCUCAGAUGAGGACUGAUGAGUCUAGGCCGCAGCUCAAACAGUAACGUAGAGGACAGAGGCGGGUUUUUGUCUUUCAGCACUGCCCCAUGAUACAACUUACUUCAACACUGUGGUUUAUAUACAUCCUGCCAGCCCACAGGGGAGAAACUGAGCCUUGGCAGCCUGCAGUAGGUGCCCCCUUGCUUUUCAUUGACUUGACAUUCAGAAAACCAGGGGAGCACUUGCCCGUCUCACAGGUUGACUAGUCCUGCCAACUUCAGAUCCUUUUUCUGUGACCAGGUUGACCUCUGAUGCAUGAUAAUGUUAUAGGCUAUCUGCAGGGGGAAAACAGGCGCAUUUGCGCCACUUCUAUUUUUUGCUAAAUUAAGUUUAACAGAUUGCUUUUUUGGUUACCAAAUCAAUGUCCAAGACUUGCAACAGGAGAAGGGAGGCACAAAAAGUCUGAUAACAGAGGAAAUGUCACUGGAAUUAACCUUACAGUAGCUUUGUCUUCCCGUCCUCCAACAAAAGCAGACCUGUGUGGUGGUAGACACAGGGUCAGCUGGACACAGAAGGGAGCAUGAGGGAAUACUCUCAUUUCAGCUGAAGGUGCAGUGACUCCUUCCGUAAUGAUGAAGAAAAGACCAGUGCAUUUGCUUGUUUUAGACUUCUCUCCAGAUCCUGGCAUGGGCUGGCCAUUGCAUCUACCUUUCCUUUGUUCUCUUUAGGGGGAUGCUGAAACCAUUUGUGCCAACAGAGAAGCCUUGAUGGGUGUUGUGUUCUGUCUCUGGUCUGCCCAAUGUAUUACUGGAGAAAUUGGUACUGGGCAGUUCUCCCUGCAGUUGAGCAGUCAAGCCUUUUGACAAAAUAAAACAAAUCCAGACAUGUUUGA
Molecule: messenger RNA, 2159 nt
Organism: Calidris pugnax (ruff)
Lineage: Eukaryota; Metazoa; Chordata; Aves; Charadriiformes; Scolopacidae
Gene: NKAPD1
Product: chromosome unknown open reading frame, human C11orf57
Exons: 5
Coding region: 456-1304 (282 amino acids)
Source: RefSeq, a predicted model, not a curated record